This is a messenger RNA of Anolis carolinensis (green anole), 2216 nucleotides long. RefSeq names its product proline dehydrogenase 1 (gene prodh). Gene Ontology annotation, molecular function: FAD binding; proline dehydrogenase activity. The record is from RefSeq and is a predicted model, not a curated record. The coding region runs from base 24 to 1883 and encodes 619 amino acids. Gene Ontology annotation, cellular component: mitochondrion. NCBI's taxonomy places the organism in Eukaryota, Metazoa, Chordata, Lepidosauria, Squamata, Anolidae. The transcript is spliced from 14 exons.
CCCGGCUCUUUACCGUUGGGAGCAUGGCGAGCUGCGGGCGGGGCUCUGCCGUGGCGGCGGCGGCGGCGGUGCUGUGGCGGAGGGCGGCUCUGCGGCGGGGCGGGCGAUGGGCUUCGACGGCCGCCGCCGCCCCGGAGCCCAGCCCGGACCCGCCCUCGGCGGCGAGCCCCGUGGCGGCCCCCGAGAGCGAAGCCCGGCUCCGCCCGCCGCCGCCCCCGCUCCCCCCGCCGCCGCCCGUCGACUUCGAAGACGCCCGAGAGGCCUUCCGGAGCAAAAGCAGCGCCGAGCUGGCCCGCGGCCUCCUCGUCUUGGGCCUCUGCUCCUUCGGGCCCUUGGUCGAGAACGCCAGCCAGCUGAUGCAGCUGAGCCAGCGCCUCCUGGGCCGGGACCUCUUUGAGAAGCUGAUGAAGAUGACCUUCUACGGGCAGUUUGUGGCCGGCGAGGACCAGGAGGCCAUCCGCCCGCUCAUCCGGCACAACCGGGCCUUUGGCGUGGGCUCCGUCCUGGACUACAGCGUGGAGGAGGACCUCACCCCCAAGGAGGCCGAGGAGAAGGAGCUCGACUCCUGUACCUCUGCGUUUGAGAAGGAAACUGGCAAGCAGCGGGAGAAGCGCUACAGCGUCCACCGCAAGUUUGGCGACCGGCGGGACGGCGUCAUCAGCGCCCGCACCUACUUCUACGCCGACGAAGGCAAAUGCGACCGGCACAUGGACACCUUCUUGAAGUGCGUUGAGGCUUCAGGUGGCAGCUCAGAUGAUGGCUUCUCUGCCAUUAAGCUGACAGCACUGGGAAGGCCUCAGUUCCUGCUGCAGUUCUCCGAGGUGCUGGUGAAAUGGCGACGCUUCUUCCACCAGCUGGCAGCUGAACAGGGCAAAGUGGGCCUGGCAGCCCUGGAGACCAAGCUGGAGGUGGAGAAGCUCCAGGAGGCACUGGCCAAGCUGGGCAUUGCCACCCGGGCAGAGAGCCAGCAUUGGUUCACGGGCGAGAAACUGGGAGGAUCUGGGACGGUGGAUUUGCUGGACUGGAACAGCUUGAUUGACACCCGGACGGAGAUCUCCAAACUUUUGCUCAUCCCCAACAUAAAGACAGGGCAGCUGGAGCCUUUGCUCUCUCACUUCACUGAAGAAGAAGAGAAGCAGAUGAAGCGCAUGCUGCAGCGCAUGGAUGUCCUGGCCAAGCAAGCGGUUAAGAUGGGCGUGAGGCUGAUGGUGGACGCUGAGCAGACUUACUUCCAGCCGGCAAUCAGCCGUCUAACCCUGGAAAUGCAGCGCAAAUUCAACCAAGAGAAGCCGUCCAUCUUCAACACCUACCAGUGCUACCUGAAGGAUGCCUACGACAACGUGACGGUGGACGUGGAGCUCUCCCGGCGGGAAGGUUGGCACUUUGGGGCCAAGUUGGUGAGAGGGGCCUACAUGGAGCAGGAACGGCGCCGGGCGGCCGACGUGGGCUACGAGGACCCCAUUAAUGCCACCUAUGAGGAGACCAGCAAGAUGUACCACAGAUGCCUGGACUACAUCUUGGAGGAGAUCCGGCACAACCGGAAGGCCAAUGUGAUGGUGGCCUCCCAUAACAAAGACACCGUCAAGUUCACCCUUCGCAGGAUGGCCGACCUGGGCAUCCAUCCCUCAGAGAACAAGAUCUACUUUGGGCAACUCCUGGGCAUGUGCGACCAGAUCACCUUCCCUCUUGGUCAAGCCGGCUUCCCGGUGUACAAAUACGUUCCCUACGGGCCAGUCCACGAAGUCCUGCCCUACCUGUCCAGGCGCGCCCAGGAGAACCAAGGCUUCAUGGCCCGAGCGCAAGAAGAGCGGGCCCUCCUUUGGGUCGAGCUGAAGCGGCGGCUCUUCUCCGGCAGCCUCCUCUCGGCCCCCAGCCCCCCUUAAGCCCCACACUCCAGCCGCCGCUUUCCGGACCUCCACCACAACACCUCCAAGAGACCAGAGGCAAAGGACGCAAGUCUUGUAGGCCUCGGUGCCACAAAUAGGACCGCUCGCCUUUCCGGACCUCGGCGCUUUGCGAUGCCGGGGAUUUUGACUCGGUCGCUGUGGCCCAAUGUCCCCAGUAACAUGCCUUGGAUCCCAUCGCCUUUCCAUCCGUCCAUGCCCCGCUUUCUACCUAGUUUGUGUAUUUUGGAGACAUCUUUGCUGCCAGGACCCUUGCGGUCGGUCAGCCUCAAGCAGGGAAGAUGACUCCUGGAAAUAAAAAAAAUGAUCCGA